GGCGUACAGUCUGUGUGAUAACGUAAAAAAAUCACUUCUUUUCAGGCGUAAAAAAUCAUCUGAGGCCAUCAACGUUCAAUCAUCUUCGGAGGAUGAUGACAACAACGUUAUCUCCGCCUCUCCUAGGAGCUAGUGAAGGAGCAGGACUUUUUACCCGGAAAACACUGAAUGUAGCACAGCGACACAUGAAUUGUAGGACGCAAAGGUCCAGGCAGUGGACUUUGAGAGCCUUUUAAGAUAUUCCUCUACUGUGCAACCUCAAGUUCACUAUUGCAUGAACUGCAGGGUGAUGUUGAGGAGUGUACUCAGGUGCCUUAGGAACAAUCCUGUUGCUGGCCUAAGGAGUAUGUCUCAAAGUAGCCUUGCUGGGAAGGUAGCCAUAGUCACUGCCUCCACAGAUGGCAUUGGUCUGGCUGCAGCUCAGGCUCUGGGGAAGAGAGGAGCCCAUGUGGUGGUGAGCAGCCGGCGGCAGGCCAACGUGGACAAGGCCGUGGCGCUGCUGCAGAGCCAGAGCAUCCAAGUGACCGGGACCACCUGUAAUGUUGGCAAGGGAGAGGACAGAGAGAAACUGGUUCAAAUGACUCUGGAUCAGUGCGGGGGCAUUGAUAUCCUGGUAUCCAACGCAGCAGUCAACCCUUUCUUUGGAAACAUCAUGGAUUCCACAGAGGAGGUCUGGAACAAGAUCCUGUCUGUAAAUGUGACAUCAGCCUUCCUCAUGACUAAGUUGGUGGUGCCUCAUAUGGCGAAGAGGGGAGGUGGGAAUGUAGUAUUUGUGUCGUCUGUGGCUGGAUACCAACCAAUGCAGGCUCUGGGUCCUUACGGUGUGAGUAAGACAGCCCUGCUCGGUCUGACCCGGGCGCUGGCCCCUGAGCUGGCCCACAGCAACAUAAGAGUCAACUGCGUGGCCCCCGGAGUCAUCAAGACCCGCUUCAGCUCUGCGUUGUGGGAAAACGAAGACAUCGUGGACGAGUUUAAAAAGACGCUCAGCAUCAAAAGGGUCGGAGAGCCAGAGGAGGUCGGAGGAGUGAUCGCGUUCUUGUGCUCUGAGGAGGCGUCCUACAUCACUGGAGAGACCAUCACAGUGACCGGAGGGAUCGGCUGCCGACUCUGAAGCUCCAGUGGCAACAGAUUUGUCCGUGUGCCUGUAUAGAUGUAUGUUUUGAUUAUAUUUUUGACUGCUCUUCUUGAAUGUGGACACAGCACAGCCAGAAUCUAUAUAGAAACCUUAAUAUGAAAGCUAAUAUAAGCCAGGAUAUUGAGGCAUUUAACAUUUUAUAGCAAAUUAUUGAAGAUUUGGGGUUUUUCCUAAGUUUCCUGGGUGAUUUUCUGUGAAUUUCAGUGUAAAGAUUUCUACUCUCUGAUAGCUGUGACAACUAAUGUAACCCUCACAGUCUAUAUGAUAAGAUGACCAUCAAUUUCUAAAUAAAUGGGAAGCUUUUCAUGCUCCUGGAUGUUUUUUUAAGCACUGAAAUAAACAUAUGAUUGACAAACCCA
This is a messenger RNA of Sebastes umbrosus (honeycomb rockfish), 1494 nucleotides long. It is a transcript of the gene dhrs4, whose product is annotated as dehydrogenase/reductase (SDR family) member 4. The record is from RefSeq and is a predicted model, not a curated record. Gene Ontology annotation, molecular function: carbonyl reductase (NADPH) activity. Bases 275 to 1111 code for a protein of 278 amino acids. The transcript has 10 exons. Lineage: Eukaryota; Metazoa; Chordata; Actinopteri; Perciformes; Sebastidae.